Cucurbita maxima (winter squash) is the source of this 1585-nucleotide messenger RNA. RefSeq names its product annexin D8. The record is from RefSeq and is a predicted model, not a curated record. The transcript has 6 exons. Lineage: Eukaryota; Viridiplantae; Streptophyta; Magnoliopsida; Cucurbitales; Cucurbitaceae. The coding region runs from base 514 to 1476 and encodes 320 amino acids. Gene Ontology annotation, cellular component: cytoplasm. Gene Ontology annotation, molecular function: calcium ion binding; calcium-dependent phospholipid binding.
GUGACGUGGAGGAUUAAAAUCUCUGACCUUUUGAUUGGGAGUGCAUGUUUUAUGCCCGGUUGAGAUAUGCACAUAUUAGCUAAUGUAUAUGUCAACUCGAGUAUAACUCAAUUGGUUAGAACAUUACACAUUUUUCAUAAGAUUGAAGGGUUCAAAUAGGACGGAAAAAAAUUACCGUCCACAUUAGGAAGAAAAGAACUCCCUAUGAAUACAUGAGUUUGAAUGAAUAAUCUAAAUUUAGUAGAUCUAAACAAAUCGUAUGAUCAUAGCUUCAGAUUUAAUGAACUUUCUUCAAAAGCUUUAACCAUCUGUCAUUAAGUGAUCCAAUAUGAAAGAGAAGAAAUUAAAUUCCAUUUAGAGAGAGAACAAUACGUUGGCAAUUAAAUGGACUGUUAAAAACAUAAAAACAGCAACCGUUAAGCUCUUCUGGCCAUUACAAAAGUGGCUGAAGUUGGUAUAACUUUCAUCAACAAAGUUCUUCAAAACAAAAUAAAGAAGAAAAAACUCGAUCAAAUGGCCACUCUUAUUGCUCCCAAGUACUUCUCUCCUGUUGAAGAUGCUGAGAAUAUCAAGAACUCUUGUUUAGGUUGGGGAACAGAUGAGAAGGCCAUAAUCUCCAUUUUAGGCCACAGAAAUGCAACUCAAAGGAAGCUUAUAAGGUUGGCUUAUGAAGAAAUCUAUAAUGAGGAUCUCAUUCAUCAACUCAACUCUGAGCUUUCUGGAGAUUUUGAGAGCGCUAUAUCUCAAUGGACGCUUGAUCCUGCUGAUCGAGAUGCUGUUUUGGCAAACAAUGCAUUGAAAGCAUCGACGCCUGAUUAUCGUGUUAUCGUCGAAAUAGCAUGUGUUCAAUCUGCAGAAGAUCUCUUGGCGGUAAAAGGAGCUUAUCGGUUUCGAUUCAAACAUUCCCUUGAGGAAGAUGUUGCCUCUUCCACAACUGGGGAUAUCAGGAAACUUCUUGUGGCAAUAGUGAGUGCCUACAGAUAUGAAGGCGAUGAGAUUGAUGAAAGCACUGCCAUUUUAGAAGCAAACAUUCUUCAUGAUGCAGUAAAAGGCAAAGCUUUCAACCAUGAAGAGAUUAUCAGAGUCUUUAGCACAAGAAGUAAGCCACAGCUCAUUGCAACUCUCAAUCGCUAUAGAGAUAUCCAUGCCACAUCCAUUACCAAGGGUUUGAUGGGAGACUCAGCUGAUGAGUAUCUUGCUGCAUUAAGAACUGUUAUCAGAUGCAUUAGAGAUCCAAAAAAGUACUAUGCAAAGGUUCUGCGGAAUGCGAUGAACGCAGUUGGGAUCGACCGAGAUGCUCUUAGCAGAGUGAUUGUGACAAGAGCUGAGAAAGAUUUGAAGGAAAUUAUGGAACUGUAUUUGAAGAGAAACAAUAUAUCUCUUGAGGAAGCUGUGAACAGAGACAUAGGAGGAGACUACAAAGCAUUUAUUCUAGCACUUUUGGGCAGUGAUGAACCUAUGGACCUUAAGGAUUAAGCUCUAAAAUAGUUUCAUUCAUUUUUUUUUUUUUUCUCUACUUUUAGAAUAAGUUUGAUCAAACAUAGGACACUUUGGAUGAAUUAUAUGGUUAUAAUGGAAAUUAUUA